Fimicolochytrium jonesii is the source of this 1581-nucleotide messenger RNA. RefSeq lists its product as uncharacterized. Bases 187 to 1581 code for a protein of 464 amino acids. The record is from RefSeq and is a predicted model, not a curated record. Lineage: Eukaryota; Fungi; Chytridiomycota; Chytridiomycetes; Spizellomycetales; Powellomycetaceae. The transcript is spliced from 2 exons.
GUACAAGGACAUGUGCAGUGUUUGUUGCAUGCCUCUGCUUCGAAAUCCAUGGGGUUCGCUUAAGAUUGUAUUCCUCUAUUUAAGCCGAGUCCAGCAGCGGGCCGCCCUGUAGGACGCAUUGCAAAACCCAAGGAGCCCUACAUCAGUCCACCGCGAGGGUGCUUCAGCGAGACAGAAAGCGGAAGCAUGACAGUCCCACCUACACUUUUACCGGCGGAUGUAACGCCCCCAUCCGGGCUUAUCCUGAUUAUCCUUUGCAUCGUUCCAGCCCUGGGAUUGGUCACUCGCGCAUUCAAUCGUAUCAUACCCUCCAAUGGGUCUCAACAGCAGGAUCGCACGAUAGGCAUCAAAUAUGCCGCCUUCGUCCCCGUCCGUCUAGCGAUGCUUGCCGCGAUGGAUACAACAGUAUUGAGACCGUCAACAACUGGUUUGAUUUGCACCGUCUAUGAAAUGGGCACCUACGAGCUCAACAGCCUCGGCUACCUUCACCACCUUUCCGUCCUCAUUGGGGGGAUGUUCAUGUUCACACAAUACCAGCAUAUCGGCAUGUUCACGUACGCCAACUACGUCUACCGCUUCGGUACCCUGUUGAACACCGUUGUCCUCGCGUCUAUCGUCUUCCUCAAACUCGCACCACAAGGGGUGGACUCCUUGGUGCUCAAGAAAAAGAUCUUGUCCUACUGCAUAGUCCACAGCAAGUUCGGUCUAUUCUGCGCGAACGUGGGGAUCCUUUUCUUCUUCAUCACCAACUUUAGCAGACUGCACAUUUUCGUGCGCCUAAUGAUUCCGUUCAUCGUGCUUGCAUUCCUGCCGGAGCAACGGCACACGGACCACGCGCUGCACAGCUGGGCACGUAAACUCUCCGGGCAGAUAAAGAGCCACGUCCCAUUCGCCGCAAGCGCCACAGCCCUUGCGGUCGAGGUACAACGUCGCGCUACCAAAGUGUUCACCGACGCUUCCGAAUUCGGGCUGCAAAUGCGUUACAGGUUUUCUCCGGUAGAAACACGUAUGCCCCUUGAGAGACUCCGCGUUCCUCGACAACCGUCGUCACCGGCCAUGAGCCCCGUCAACUCGGCCUUCUCGCCAAUGACCCCUGCGCACUUCCUCGACGACCUCUCAUACCUCUCCGAGGGCAUGGUGCCGUAUUCGGAAGGCCGCGACUCGCUCUCCCUGGCCGCCGAGCGCGAGCAUUUGCGUAAAAGUGAGGAUACCCUUGCUGCGGAGACUGUGAAAGAUGGGCGGGGAUAUCGACGCGCAGGCAGUCGGAGUUCAUCCAUCGGCAGACAGCCAAGCAAGAGUGCCUUGGAGCGCCAGUCAUCGUUUUCAAAAGACGACGAUUUUGCGACGGCUCUCCAGGCUUUGAAAGAUGGACGGGAGUAUCUGCAUCAAGGCAGUCCCAAGUCUUCUCCGAGGUCCUCCGUCGGGAGACGUCCAAGCAAGAACGUCGUGGAGCGUGAGCAGAGUGACGAUGUGCUGCUGCCGGCGGUUCAGGCCUUGAAGGAAGGGCAAGAAAUUCAUCAACGUCUCGGUAGGGGUUCUGGAGGGAGGCGUCCGAGCAAAGGCACCGGCGCCGGGCAAUAG